UCAUUGGCCAGUUGACUCAUGGGUGUGGCUGUGUACUAAUUUUGUAGGAAGCAUAUUAGAUUGUUUCAUGUCACCGUUUUUAUAGACGAUAUCCCAAAUUACCUGUAAUAAUUGAUGGACAUGGAUUACACAGCAACCCAAAGUGGGUUCAGACAGCGUAAGUUACGUACGUUGAUCAAAGUAUUGGUAAGACGUCUUGCUUUUUUACCUAGAAAUCUAGCUAACGUAUGCUAACCGGCAUGCUAAUAGGUAGCUAGCAAGCUAACCCACUCCAUGGCUGCUCUUCAAACCAAGGCUAACCUAACUACCUGGCAAAUGUAGCUAGCUAACUUGUUUUCUGUCAUAUGCGGUGUUUUAUCAAUCAUAACAGCUAACUUCUUGCUAAUUUAGCUAGCUAACACCAUGUUGCACAAGACUGAGCUAGCUAGCUCGCUGUUAGCCACAUUAGAUAACAUCACCAGAUAGCUUUUCAUAUUCCAUGUAGACAGAGAACCUGAAACAUGUCUGAUCAGCAGCGGGCUACAUUAUUCAGGUUUACGUUAGAAGGUCGCACUAUUCGCUCUUUAGAGUUAGUUACGUUUUUAAGCCUUUACGUACUGCCCGUAUUGCAUUGCUUCUAAAUUGGGACAUGGUACUGUGCCUCUGGUUAUGUUAGCUAACGUUAGGUUCUUGUUGGUCUCUGCCCAGUGUCCAAUCAGAACUUGUCCUCAAGACCGCGCUACAGAAAGUAUUCAUACAUUACAAUUUCCAUUUGAGUAAUUUAGCACCCCUUGAUUUGUUCCACGUUUUGUUUUGUUACAUACUGAUUCCACUGAAUUCAAAAUGGAUUAAAGAUAUUAUUUUUGUUCCACCCAUUUACACACAAUACCCCAUAAUGACAAAGUGAAAACAGGUUUUUAGACAUUUUUUCUAAUUUAUUGAAAAUGAAGUACAGAAAUAUUUCAUUGACGUAAGUAUUCACACCCCUGAGUCAAUACUUUGUAGAAUCACAUUUGGCUGUGAUAACAACUGUGAGUCUUUUGGGGUAAGUCUCUAAGAGCUUUUCACAUCUGGAUUGUACAAUAUUUGCCCAUUAUUCUUUUUUUUUUAUUCUUCAAACUCUGUCAAGUUGAAAGACAUUUUCAGGUCUUGCAGUAGAUUUUCAAGCCGAUUCAAAUCAAAACUAUAACUAGGCCAUUCAAUGUCCUCUUGGUAAGCGACUCCAGAGUAUAUUUGGCCUUGUGUUUUAGGUUAUUGUCCUGCUGAAAGGUGAAUUUGUCUCCCAGUGUUUGUUGGAAAGCAGACUGAACCAGGUUUUCCUCUAGGAUUUUGCCUGUGCUUAUAGCUGUAUUCCGUUACUUUUAAUCCCCCAAAACUCCCUAGUCCUUGCCGAUGACAAGCAUACCAAUAACAUGAUGCAUCCACCAGUAUGCUUGAAAAUAUGAAGAGUGGUACUCAGUGAUGUGUUGUGUUGUAUUUGCUCCAAACAUAACGCUUUGGAUUCAGGAAAAAAAGUUUUUUGCGGUAUUACGUAAGUGCCCUGUUGCAAACAGGAUGCAUAUUUUUAAAUAUUUUAUUCUGUAUAGGCUUCCUUCUUUUUAUACUGUCAUUUAGGAUAGUAUUGUGGACUAACUACAAUGUUGUUGGUCCAUCCUCAGUUUUCUCAUAUCACAACCAUAUAACUGUUGUGGUCCUCUGUAGCUCAAUUGGUAGAGCAUGGCGCUUGUAACGCCAGGGUAGUGGGUUCGAUCCCCGGGACCACCCAUACGUAAACAUUUAUGCACAUAUGACUGUAAGUCGCUUUGGAUAAAAGCGUCUGCUAAAUGGCAUAUUAUUAUUAUUAUUAUUAUUAUUAUUAUUAUUAUUAUAUUAUUUUUAAAUCACCAUUGGCCUCAUGGUGAAAUCCCUGAGAAGUUUCCUUCCUCUCCGGAAACUGAGUUAGAAAGGAUGCCUGUAUCUUUGUAGUGACUGGAUGUAUUGAUACAUCAUCCAAAGCCUAAUUAAUAACUUCACCAUGCUCAAAGGGAUAUUCAGCGUCUGCUUUUGUUAUUUUUACACAUCUACCAAUCUGCGCUCUUUUUUACAAGGCAUUAACAAACCUCCCUGGUCUUUGUGGUUAUAUCUGUGCUUGAAAUGCACUACUAGAUUGAGGAACCUUACAGAUAAUUGUAUGUGUUGGGUACAGAGAUAGAAUAGUUAUUCAAAAAUCAUGUUAACCACUAUUAUUGAAUAGGGAAUGAGUCCAUGCAACUUAUGUGAUUUGUUAAGCACCUUUUUACUCCUGAACUUAUUUAGGCUUGCCGUAACAAAGGGGUUGAAUGCUUAUUGAGAUAUUUCAUUUUUUUUUUUAUAAAUUUCUGAAAAUGUCUACAAACAAAUUUUCACUUUGACAUUAUGGGGUAUUGUGUGUAGAUCAGUGACACAAAAUCACAAUUUAAUAAAUGUUUAAUUCAGGCUGUAACACAACAAAAUGUGGGAAUAGUAAAGGGGUGGGAAUACUUUCUGAAGGCACUGUACUUGCUAAAAUUACUGGCACCGCUGUGGUAAGCCCAACAAUAGCCUACUACUGGGUGUCCCAAUUUGGCAGCAUCUUGUGCAAUUAAACUUGGGAUUUGUAGGACCUGAUGGCUGACUUCCUGGACUAGGUAGUACUAGUGACUGAGUUGGCGAUUCAUUCUGCUCAAUAAUACUAUAUACAGUGGGGAAAAAAAGUAUUUAGUCAGCCACCAAUUGUGCAAGUUCUCCCACUUAAAAAGAUGAGAGAGGCCUGUAAUUUUCAUCAUAGGUACACGUCAACUAUGACAGACAAAUUGAGAAAAAAAAUUCCAGAAUAUUACAUUGUAGGAUUUUUAAUGAAUUCAUUUGCAAAAAUAUGGUGGAAAAUAAGUAUUUGGUCACCUACAAACAAGUAAGAUUUCUGGCUCUCACAGACCUGUAACUUCUUUAAGAGGCUCCUCUGUCCUCCACUCGUUACCUGUAUUAAUGGCACCUGUUUUAACUUGUUAUCAGUAUAAAAGACACCUGUCCACAACCUCAAACAGUCACACUCCAAACUCCACUAUGGCCAAGACCAAAGAGCUGUCAAAGGACACCAGAAACAAAAUUGUAGACCUGCACCAGACUGGGAAGACUGAAUCUGCAAUAGGUAAGCAGCUUGGUUUGAAGAAAUCAACUGUGGGAGCAAUUAUUAGGAAAUGGAAGACAUACAAGACCACUGAUAAUCUCCCUCGAUCUGGGGCUCCACACAAGAUCUCACCCCGUGGGGUCAAAAUGAUCACAAGAACGGUGAGCAAAAAUCCCAGAACCACACAGGGGGACCUAGUGAAUUACCUGCAGAGAGCUGGGACCAAAGUAACAAAGCCUACCAUCAGUAACACACUAUGCCGCCAGGGACUCAAAUCCUGCAGUGCCAGACGUGUCCCCCUGCUUAAGCCAGUACAUGUCCAGGCCCGUCUGAAGUUUGCUAGAGUGCAUUUGGAUGAUCCAGAAGAGGAUUGGGAGAAUGUCAUAUGGUCAGAUGAAACCAAAAUAUAACUUUUUGGUAAAAACUCAACUUGUCGUGUUUGGAGGACAAAGAAUGCUGAGUUGCAUCCAAAGAACACCAUACCUACUGUGAAGCAUGGGGGUGGAAACAUCAUCACCAGGACGACUGAUCCGUGUAAAGGAAAGAAUGAAUGGGGCCAUGUAUCGUGAGAUUUUGAGUGAAAACCUCCUUCCAUCAGCAAGGGCAUUGAAGAUGAAACGUGGCUGGGUCUUUCAGCAUGACAAUGAUCCCAAACACACCGCCCGGGCAACGAAGGAGUGGCUUCGUAAGAAGCAUUUCAAGGUCCUGGAGUGGCCUAGCCAGUCUCCAGAUCUCAACCCCAUAGAAAAUCUUUGGAGGGAGUUGAAAGUCCGUGUUGCCCAGCGACAGCCCCAAAACAUCACUGCUCUAGAGGAGAUCUGCAUGGAGGAAUGGGCCAAAAUACCAGCAACAGUGUGUGAAAACCUUGUGAAAACGUUUGACCUGUGUCAUUGCCAACAAAGGGUAUAUAACAAAGUAUUGAGAAACUUUUGUUAUUGACCAAAUACUUAUUUUCUACCAUAAUUUGCAAAUAAAUUCAUUAAAAAUCCUACAAUGUGAUUUUCUGCAUUUUUUUUUCUAAUUUUGUCUGUCAUAGUUGACGUGUACCUAUGAUGAAAAUUACAGGCCUCUCUCAUCUUUUUAAGUGGGAGAACUUGCACAAUUGGUGGCUGACUAAAUACUUUUUUUCCCCACUGUAUAGCAAGUUGUUUGAUGCAAUGGAGAUUAAUGGGCAUAGACUCUAUGCUCUAUGAUAGAGCCCCCAAUCUCUCAAUAAUCCAAGGUAGCCAUGAGCCAGGGGGAUCGGUUGGGCUCACUUGGGCCGACGAUGUCUCAUAGUGAUUUUCUUUGAAGGUCUAUGUCCCUAGAGUUGGAAAAUGUAUGAUACUAGUGCAGCAAUGAUAGCUUUCUGUAUGUUAUCACUCUCUUUCAUCACUCCAGCCCAUUCAUUUUGCCCAUAGGGAUUUUACCCUAUGACAAACAAUGUCAGUAUACAGCAAGUUGUUGUUCACUUAUACCCUUUAAUCAUAUAUCAUUGGAAAGCAUAGAUUCACAGCUAUCCAUCAGACACAUUUUCGGAAUGUUCAGGCCAACAGAACUUUGACCUUUGACAUCUAGGGUACAUAUCAGAAUUUCCUGUAUAAAUGGCUUUAAGAAGGUAACCCUGAUACAUUUUAAACUUUGUUUGGUACGUGCUUCUGAAAGGUCUUGAAAUUACCUUUCAAAUGAUAUACAAUAUAACCAUCUUUAAAAGCACCAGCUACAACUCAUUUUGUAUAUUGUCUCAUUAACGUUAGAAUGUUGGAAGCAUAGCCAUAAAAUUCCAUGUAAUGGGAAAGAUAUGUUUUUGGAUUGUAACUUUGGUGAUAGAGGCACCAAAUUGCGCAAACACACAGCUAGAACAGGGGUUUAAAAAGAUUUGUAGAUACAGGGCCAUCAUAGAAUUCACACAUUAACCCCACAGAAGCCUUUUUCCAAUAUGACCGCCAAACAACUCAAUGAGGUCUUAUUGGACAAUUUCGCAUGACCAUACCCGUAUGAAAUAUAAUUGCAAUAUGACCAAAAAUGUUCAUAGUGAUGUAGAAUACACAACCACAUGAGCCAGGUGUGCCAGAUACAGUAAAUAAAGAUGUUCAAUUAUUCACAAAAUUGUGGUAAGAAUGUCCCCAGAAAGCUUUGCAAUAUUUCAUCUUCAAACAUGUAAAAUGGAUAUGUACAUGUGAAUAGUCAUGGAUGUGAGCAGAUUAAAAUGAAAUACAAUGUUAUCUAAGUACAGGGAUCAUCAUCUAGAUUCAGCAUCAUCUACAUUUUCUUGAGCGGAUGGUCAGGGGGCCUUUGGAACUUAACUUUCAUAUAAGAGAUAAGUCCUUGGUUCGGUUAGUAUCGAUAAUUUUCGGUUUAUCGACCCAGCUCUACAGUAGACCACAAGUGAAGAUCUAUAAAUGUUUCUUAGUGUGACUGUUGUUUGAAGUUUCAUUGGUCCAUUUUGAAAUAGAGCCUACUUGUCCUGGCUGACUUCUAGCCAGAUAUCUCUCUCUGAGAAAGAGGUUCCUAAUCUCAAGGGAUCUCGUUGUUAAGUAUUAAUAAUAAGAUUAGUCUACAGUGCAGGCCAAUGAAUGUCUGUGAAAGAAGGACAAAGCAUAAAUUGAUAAGAAGAGGCUGGGGUGCCUUAAGGGUGUCCUUCUGCUUAGUGCGUGAUGAUGUGACCAUUCUGCCCUCGGGAUAAAACACACCCAGAAUUGAUGACUGAGAGCAGGGUUUAUCUUACACAUGGAGUGAAGAGACCCCAUUAUUGGCACUGUCUGCUUAGGCCAGGCUAUUUGUUGUUAUGUGUCAAUGUGCACUGCAUAGCUCCUUCUUUUGCAGCUCAAUUUUGUCUGUCCAUCAAAUGCUUUGGAAGAUUGCCGUUUGUCACCUUACAACUUCACAUAACAUCACAGCUAUUAACGAUGCAUGCAUGUGUUACGCAGUACUUGCAGUCUGUAUCCCCCACUCCACUGACCAGGAUGUGGUUUCAUCCUCCUCUUGCGUGACAGAUCCCAAAAUGAGGAUGAGGAACACGUCAAUGGACGGGACUGACCCCAGCCAGCUGUUUGACGACACCAGUGCAGCGCCGGGGGUGCAGCCCGCUGGUUUCCCGGGCCAGGGUGUUGGGGCGAUAGGCUACCCCGGCCAGACCCUCCUCUCAGACCCCAUGUCCAACUUGGCCAUGGCCUACGGGAGCAGCCUGGCCAGCCAGGGCAAAGACUUGGUAGACAAAAAUGUAAGACUCAUGGUACUGAUGGUAAAUAGUUGUUAGUAAGUAGCAACAUGAGUGCCAUUUAAGUAGGGCUAAAUCGUCUUGGUUUUGCUUCGUUUACUCUACAGCUGGAUCGUUUCCUCCCCAUCUCCAAGCUGAAGUAUUACUUUGCUGUGGACACAGUUUACGUGGGCAAGAAACUCGGCCUGCUAGUCUUCCCCUACAUGCACCAGGUACUGCUGACAUGUCACCCUGUGUUACUAUGGGAACCAUCUGGUCACCAUCUGUAGGUAUUGCUUGUGUCCGUGUCGGACUCAGCUACCAAGCUGAUACUGAUCUUAUGCCCUAGGAUGACACUCAUUGAUUGUGGGACUAAAGAAGAUGUAUGUUUUUGUUUGUUUUGUUUAGAACUGGGAAGUGAGCUACCAACAGGACACCCCAGUGGCUCCACGCUUUGAUAUCAACGCUCCUGACUUGUACAUUCCAGGUAAAGGAGAUUUGGUCAAGUCUACCACCCUGACUGAACCAAACUAAUAAGACCUGUAACUAGCCUGUUAUUGUUUUUGUAUAACAUUGUUUUAUAUUAUUUUGCAGCAAUGGGUUUUAUCACAUACAUCCUGGUGGCUGGGUUAGCACUCGGAACACAGAACAGGUAAAGGUGGCCAACUUCCACUCACUUUUUUGCACCUUUCGUCCCAGUUUUCUGUAUAAAGAGUAUCCUGAAACUUGUAUCUACCCUAACCUCAACCUCCCCUCUGUCUCUAGGUUUACCCCUGAGAUCCUGGGCAUGCAGGCUAGCUCGGCCCUGGUGUGGCUCAUCAUGGAGGUGCUGGCUGUCCUCCUCAGUCUCUACCUGGUCACAGUCAACACAGACCUCACCACCAUCGACCUUGUGGCCUUCUCCGGAUACAAAUAUGUGGGGUAUGGAUGGUCUCUCGCUCUCUCUGACAUGAUUAGUAUGACAUUGCGGUUUGUGGUUCUGGAUUUUCCUGUCUUUCAACAUUGUUGUCGUCUGAUUUUUUUUACAAGUUGAAAGACAUAAUGGCACAUCAACUACUCGGAUGAAUUGUGAAGGAUUCCCUUGUGUGUGCAGGAUGAUUGUAGGGGUCGGGGCAGGGUUACUAUUUGGUCGAACGGGGUAUUACCUAACGCUGCUGUGGUGCUGUAUAUCCAUCUUCGUCUUCAUGGUGAGUAGCAGGAAUAGCUGACUUUAGAAUAUCAUUUACUCCGUUCAAUGUCCCCUGCCAGUGCCUUGACUAUGCUCAUAUGUUCACAAGCUUGAUUUAGGCUCCCUCUGUCUUGGUCCUCUCUUCAGAUCCGCACGUUGAGACUAAAGCUCCUGUCUGAUGCAGCAGCCCAAGGCGUGUUGGUCCACGGGGCCAGGAACCAGCUGAGGAUGUACCUGACCAUGUCCAUCGCAGCCGCCCAGCCCAUAUUCAUGUACUGGUUGACCUAUCACCUGGUCAGGUAAGACCACGAGCUGACCAGGAGUGUUUCAUCUGACAUGACACUACCUCUCUAUGGAAAGAUAAGACGGUUCACUGACCAUCACCUCUCCCCACCAUUUGCUGCGGAGGUGCGGCGGAGGUGCAGGACACUUGCACAGAUCAAUAAAAACACACAAAUGGCAUUGUAGAAUCAGCAUUGCCAAGUCUCACAGUACAAGUGGAACAGUAGUGUUGACCUGUUGACCUAUAGUUUUUUAUGUAAUUGUCUAAAAAGGAUAAUUGAGUGCCUUGUCAUGUUUUGUAUACUGUAAUUAGUUAGUUAAUUAUGUUUUCUAAACAUUUGUGAACAUAUGGUUGUAUAUUUUGCAAUCUAGCUUGGGUCCUCAAUCUCAAAAGCUUUGACUAAGCCAAGGAUGGAAGAACAGUUAAGGCUAAUUUAUAGCCUACAUAAGUAUGCAACGCAAUAAUGCAAUUAGCUACACAAAAUGGCUGUCCUGCAGAAUUGCAUUGCAGAAUUUGC
Messenger RNA from Coregonus sp. 'balchen', 8249 nucleotides. Lineage: Eukaryota; Metazoa; Chordata; Actinopteri; Salmoniformes; Salmonidae. The record is from the annotation of a GenBank genome assembly.